Bombus huntii is the source of this 2197-nucleotide messenger RNA. Its product is annotated as venom serine protease Bi-VSP-like. Bases 17 to 436 code for a protein of 139 amino acids. Lineage: Eukaryota; Metazoa; Arthropoda; Insecta; Hymenoptera; Apidae. The transcript is spliced from 3 exons. The record is from RefSeq and is a predicted model, not a curated record.
ACCUCGCAGUAAAAGAAUGUGGCGUGAUCCGAACGUAGUGGGGGUCGCCUUCCAGAAAAAACGAAAAAAAUCGAAAGGCGUUCAGAACUUUUCGAGAAGUCGAACCGUCAACACAUGUGAAUGUACCACACCGGACAAUCAAGAAGGCAGGUGCCUUGACUACAGAAAAUGUAAACCUCUGCAAGAAAUAUGGCAGAUACAGUACCGUACAGCCACCGAUUUUUAUAGACGAUCAGUGUGCAGAUACCAGGUCAAUGUUACGAUCGUUUGCUGUCCGAACGAUCCAAACAAAGAGAAGAGAGAAAUUUUAAUAAAAACUGUGUAUAAGUAUAAGGCUUUGCGACCACCAUACUGUGGUUUUAGCAACGUCUCUCAUACCAGGGUGGUCGAUGGUAAACCAGCUGAACUUGGAAGAGUAUCUUUUUGCUUGAAAUAAAAAAUUGAUAUAGGAGUAAUAAUAUGGAUAGAGAUCAAAAACUGUUAGGGCAGAAAUUACACGUUUGAACUUUAUAGUUCAGUAUAGUUCAAAUAGAAAUUAUAUAGAAUUAUUUAAUAAUUUGUAUUCCACUGGAAUAAAAAUUUAAUUUCUGUCUUUAUCAAAUCUCUAUUUCAGAGUAUUUGUACGUAUGUACUUAUCGUCUGCUGUAUGAUCGAAUAUCGAAUAGGUAAUAAUCGUUGUUACUCGUUAUGUGAGAAAAAAUUAUGUAUAUUCACAACUAUGACUAUUGCAUUUUAGGCGCUUGGCCAUGGAUCGCUGCAUUAGGUUUUCGUAAUCCCCGAAACCCAGACAAACCACUAUGGAAGUGCGGAGGUUCCCUGAUAUCGGCUAGGCAUGUUUUAACCGCAGCACAUUGUGCACAUAUGGAUGGAAUAGAAAACAUACACAAUCAUAAUAUUGCCAUUCUUAGAUAGGUGGAGGAGGUGCCAUUUUCGAGUAAGUCCUCAAAUAUAUAUAUAUAUGCUAUUGAGUAUUACUGAAGUAUCAUAUCCUGAAAUUUCUUACUGUACACAUAUAUUGUGUCAUAAAGCGUGUACAAUUCUUUCUCAUACUUUUGGUCAUUCGUUUCCUGCAUUUUCAUUUAUUUUUUUAUUUUUCAGGGUACGUAUAUCCCAUUUGUACGAAAGAGCAACUUCGUCGGCUAUAACCCCCUUGUUGCUGGAUGGGGAGCGUUAAGAUAUAGCAAGUGAUAUCAAUUUUAUAAUAAAAUUAAACAGUUCCAGUCUUAAAUAUCUUUCUCAUUUUCUUCGUAGGACGACCACGACCUAAUGCAUUAAUGGAAGUACAAAUGCCAGUGAUUAAGAACGCCGAAUGCAAAAUAGCUUAUUCCAAAUUUCCUAAUGCACCUGAUAUCACUGAUGGUAUAAUAUGCGCCGAACAUGCUCAGGGUGGAGAGGAUUCUUGUACGGUAAUUAAGUUACAGAGUUACUACAAACUAUACGGUAUCUGAAGACACGUCAAUUCAAAUUAACAUCAAAUCGACGUCUUAAACAUUAAAAAUAAUAGAUAAACACAAUUUAAUAGUUUUGCCCACUUCUCACACCUCGUUAUGGUAUUUAAUCUAAUUUCCUUCUAAUCUUAGUUUUGCUCAAAAUACAUAUAACAUGUACGUUAUAAAUUGGAGUAUUUCAAUACACAAAUCAAUAGAAGAUUAUUACUGUAUAUAAGUAUAAUUUCAAUGCAAUUCGAUCGAUAUAUUUCAGUAUCUUUGAUUAAAAAUUUAACGAUCCUUUCAGGCUGACCGUGGCGGACCACUGCUGAUACAACAUGAAUUAACCUCGUAUUUAAUAGGUAUUGUGUCUUAUGCUUAUAAGUGUGGCACAGCUGGGUAUCCCAGCGUUUACACUAGGGUCACAUCGUACCUUGACUUCAUUCUCCAAGCGAUGCAAUAAUAUGAUAUUACUGUUCCAUAAAUAUCAUUGUGUAAAAAACGUAAAGUUGGAUUUUCUUAUUGUGGAGAUAAGAAACAGCUCAAAUUUACAUUGUUUUGUACGUUACAAAUUAUAGGCUUAAAAUGUACGAAAUGUAACUUUGAAACGACACUAAUUUUUUACGCACGAUAAACCUCCACGACUUAGGUAUGUAAAGAUGAUAAACGUAUAUUAAUUCUAUUAAUUUGGUAAUAAUAAACCAACUUUCUGAGAAGUUCUGUAAAUUUCGUUUCUGUUGUAUCAAGAGAAUAAUGGAAUAUUCCACUUA